Mobula hypostoma (lesser devil ray) is the source of this 2014-nucleotide messenger RNA. Its product is annotated as protein NDNF-like. Lineage: Eukaryota; Metazoa; Chordata; Chondrichthyes; Myliobatiformes; Myliobatidae. The record is from RefSeq and is a predicted model, not a curated record. Bases 139 to 1791 code for a protein of 550 amino acids. Gene Ontology annotation, molecular function: protein binding; heparin binding. The transcript is spliced from 4 exons.
GAAAUUUUAUAAAAAUUUUAGAUGCUACAGUGACGGGUUUCUGUCAAACAAAACCAGUCCGAAAGAAUUUGAAAGGCUGGAGCAUUGUGAAGGGAGAAAGGACUAUCGGACCCAAACACAUCUCAGCUUUUCUUGGAAAUGUUGGUGUCCCAGGUACUUUGCCAAUCUCUCCUUCACCUUGCACUUAUCUGCCUGUGCCAAGGGCAAAAUCGAGAGUUUGUGAAACAACAGAGAUGGGACAGAGUCACCAACGAUGCCAUGUAUGACUACUCACCGCUCCUGCCAGAUGGCACAGAAAUAACCAUCUUCCUCUUCAGAGACUUACCACAGAGCCAUUACUUCCAGGUGAGAGACAAGACCCCAUUCUCCAUCCGAGUAAAUCCUUGCGAUGCUACCGUCGAGUGGAAAGUCACUGUGGACGAGUGGCCAGCACAUGGCACUUACCCCUUGGAGAAACUUGAAUGGAACUGGGUUAGUAAAAAAGACCUUUUUAGCUACAAGGGAAACACAGCACAGACUUAUGUGCAAACUUCAUCACACUCCACCUUCCACAGGCUAAAGCUCCUUUCAACUGAGAGAAGCAUUCAAAUCAGAGUCUACCUGACAACCAAGCCCGAGAAUGAGCCCCCUUACCCAGACCUGCCAUUUGACCCUCGAGUAAAUGUUGCUUCUGUUGGACGGACGACAGUGACCCUGGCCUGGAAGCCCAGCCCGGCGCUUUUACAGGAUGAGGAGAACAUUCAGUAUUGUCUCCUGGUCAACCAGAAACACAACUACCAAAGUCUGUGUGCUGCCGAUAACCAGGCAGAGCUGGGUGCUGGCCUUUGGCCAGAUUUGCAGGUGGUGUCCAUCUAUUCCGGUGGUCAGGCGAUCCAUCUCACCAGAACAGAAGAUAUUCAACUCCCUAACAAUCUUCUCAGCAGCCCAGUCUCCGGAGAACCAAAGGUGGAUAUCAUGCAGCUCUGUGUUGGCAACAGAAAUAUUUAUUCAGUACCAGAGUUGCUACCCAACACUCAAUACUACUUUGACGUGUUUGCUGUUAAUGUUCUCACCAACACCAGCUCUGCCUACACCGGCACCUUUGCAAAAACAUUACAGUGGCCAGAUCCAAACGUUCUCGAACUGAAGGAAGGAAUUAUGAUCCAGGUUUACGUCCGGAAAGAUGGUCUGAAGUUUUACAGCUUCAGGUCCAAGACUUGGCACAGAAAGGUGCAAUUCACAUUCCACUCAUGUGGAAAAAUAUACACUAGAAUCGAGAGAAAUGGCAAAGCCAUGGUAUCUGAAAGCAUAGAAAACCUGAAGCAUUUUCAAUUGAAUGGAAAAGCUAAAGCAAGGUAUAUCAUUGGAAUCAAAUCCAUGGGGCCCUUGGAGGUCCUUGUAAAGAUUCUAGUUUCUACACGUCCCAACAAACCUCUCUUCCCUCGUCUCCCAGACAGUCUGAAACUGAAAUCCUUCAACAGGCUCAGAACCUGCAACUCUGUCACUGUUGCUUGGCUGGGAACAAGCGAGCAGAACAGGUACUGCCUCUAUAAGAGGGAGAUUGGAGAACAACAACUGGAGAGAGAAAGGAAGAACCAAAGCUGGUGCUUCGGCCCAGAGGCACGGAGAGUUUCGGAGAAAGUAGGCUGCAAACAUUUUCACAACCUCAACCCUCAACGAGCAGUGGCGGUGGAGAAGGUCACGGGGCUGAAGGCAGGGACCACCUACCUAUUUGAUAUCUAUGUGAUUGGGCACAAGGGUCAUUCUGUCAAAUACCAAAGUAAAGUGGUAAAAACAAGGAAAGCAUGUUAACUUUAUAUCCAAUUUCAGGAUAAGCUCUAUACAAACGUCUUCCGAGAAAAAGAGCCCCAGCAAAUAGGCUGCAAUCAAAUAACUGGAACAAACUUUGUACAAGUGAAGUAAUUCAUAUAGAUCCAACACAGUGACAAGAUCGCUGUCUGAAAAUUACUUUGUGGAACCAUUGGUGUAAAUUUUGACAAAUUCUGUAGCUUCCUCCACAAACACCAGUUGGAAG